ACCACACUCUUCACCUUAACACACAACGUUGGGGCGAUCAUACCAGACGCAAAAAUGAACAUAUUUCUGCAGUUUCUCGCCGUUUCGCACGUUUUAGCGUGUGCAGGAGUUUCGGGACUUGAACACGCGGAUGAAUGGGACCCGGACAACGUGCCGGGAACCACGUUUGAUUUUUCCAUCCUGGUGAAACCGCGGACUGAGGAGUGUUUCUUCCAAUACGCGAGGGUGGGCGCCAAGAUGUACGUGGAGUUCAGGGUAGUGAAGGGAGGCCUGGCUGAUGAGCGUUUCAUCAACUUCAUGAUCCACCGCCCCGGACCCGCACCCCCGCUGGCCAGGAAGUUUGUAACGGAAGCGUACUCAGACACGUAUGAUAUUGAGAAAAAAGGAGUGUACCAGAUCUGUCUGUCCAACCCCCACACCAAGUUCUACACCAAGUUGGUGUACCUGUUCGUGUCUGUGUACUACAAGGACGAGUGGGAGAAAUUCGCAAAGGAUGAGUUCGAGUACGUCGUGUCAGUCAGAAAUGUCACGACGACGAUGAGCCAGGUUGACUACAAGGUCCAUCUGAUGAGACAGCACCAGGCUCACAACAGACAGUUUGUUGCCCGUGACUUCUACCUGAUCGAGUCUAACAGGAAGUAUGUGGAUAACUGGUCUCUCCUACAGUGUGCUGUGAUCGUGGGGACAUCUCUGUUUCAGGUCUACUUUGUGAAGAACCUUUUCAACACCAAGUCAGUGACACCAACUAACAAACCAAGAUGCUAAAAAAAAAACAUUAGCCAGAAAAACAUAACACUUUCUAAUUUACAGACACAAACUAUGUUUCCAAUACUUUGGAGAUAUUAUACAUAAUACAUAUGUACAUAUUUUAUA
Branchiostoma belcheri (Belcher's lancelet) is the source of this 873-nucleotide messenger RNA. RefSeq names its product transmembrane emp24 domain-containing protein 6-like. The transcript is spliced from 5 exons. Gene Ontology annotation, cellular component: endoplasmic reticulum-Golgi intermediate compartment; Golgi apparatus; COPII-coated ER to Golgi transport vesicle. NCBI's taxonomy places the organism in Eukaryota, Metazoa, Chordata, Leptocardii, Amphioxiformes, Branchiostomatidae. Gene Ontology annotation, biological process: intracellular protein transport; Golgi organization; endoplasmic reticulum to Golgi vesicle-mediated transport. The record is from RefSeq and is a predicted model, not a curated record. The coding region runs from base 55 to 765 and encodes 236 amino acids.